UCCUUUGUGUUAUACGCGUGGUUCAUCCCGUGAAAGCCUCUACUCUGAAGCAAGCUCAUACGGGACAAGUUGAUCUAUGUGCAGUUUUGUUUGUUCGUCAAGAUGAAGACGAAUAUAUUAAAAAGAUGAAAUGAUGAUGAAAGCGAUGAGGCGAACAGAAGUGCAUUAGUGUUGAGAAGAACGUACCAGUAGGGUUUGAGUAGGGUAAGAUAAGAUGAGGGCAAACCGUUCCCCUAUCCCACGGGAUAGAGAGUAUGCUUCCAGUGAGACCCGAGAUCACAAUUGCAAUAGUCUUGAGAAGAAUUUGUUCAAAUACAACUAUGAAGUCUGAAGUUACAUAAAAAAACAUGUGUUUUAUUAAGUAUAAAAGUUCAGAUAUCAUAGGACAAGAGUGGAACAUGAACAAGUCUAGGAAAAGUCCAUGUCCUACAUUAGUUGUUUGGGUGCCUAAAAAGACAGGCUUCACUGAAUUUGUUGAAGUCAAUGAAGAUAAUGAAGUGCAAGGAGGAUUUUCUGUAGCCAUAUUCUGUAAAGCCGUACAGUUUCUACCCUUCAAUGUUCGACCUAUUUUCAGGCCAUUCAUCAAUGAAACAGGGGGGAUGAAUGGUACAUAUGAUGAUCUUCUACGUCACAUUGAAGGCCAGAAGUGCCAGGCGGUCGCUGGAGAUGUGACUAUACGUGGCAAUCGUGCGCAAUAUGUUUCAUUCACAAUUCCCUAUCUGGCUGCUGAAAUUUACAUGCUUGUGCAUGCUACACCUGAAUGGAUCCAAACCCUUGGGACAUUCUUAAAGCCAUUUACUACUAGACUGUGGAUCACACUAGUUUGCGCAUGUAUCUUAACUGGAAUCGCGGUUGCCCUUUUAGAAUACCGUGCCGACAACCCCAAAUUCGAAAGCCCAUUCUAUAAGCAACUCUUAAUGGUCAUUUGGUUUCCUAUUUCAACGUUCUUCUUCCAUGAAGGAGAGAUACGUAACAAGUGCACUAAAGUUGUGCUUGUUAUGUGGUUGUGCAUGAUCUUCAUAGUACUUCAGAUUUUUACUGCUACUUUGUCCUCAUGGUUGACGCUAGAUCAACUGCGUCCCAGAGUGCCUUCAGAUCAUGAAAAGAUUGGAUAUCAAGGUGGUUCCUUCAUAAAAGAUUUGAUAAUUCAAAAAUACAAAUGCUCUGGAAAGCAUCUACAGGCUCUCAACAGCUAUAGAGAAUUUAAAAACGCUUUGGACAAUGGUAGUGUAGACGGUAUUGUUGAUCAUCUCUACUACAUCGAUCUCUUUCUUGCUAAGUAUCCAUCGGAGUACACGAAAGUUGGACCUAUACACCAGGAAGCUGGAAUUGCGUUUGCGCUACCAAUUGGGUCCGCUUUAUUAGAGGACUUUUCUAGGGCAGUUAUAAAUGUCACCGAAAGCGAAUUUAUGGAGGCAAUGAAGACUAAGUACCUUGGGUUGCCUAUACCUUCUAAAUCAAAAUCUAAUCGAGCACAAGCCCCACUUCCACAGAGUCUUGAUGUUAAAUGUUUCAUUGGAUUAUUUACAUUCAUGGGUAUUGUGACUAUAGCCGCGAUAAUCUUAUCAGAAGUUUCACUUCGGCGUAGAGGCAAUAAAGUUGGAAUUGAAGAAGAAGAAUGUAAACAGCAAGCUACAGCAUCCGAACAAGUUCAGAUUAAGAUCCCUGAUUAACAUUCGAGUGGGUGUGCAUGUAUAUAGUUUACACAGGCGAAAAACAUCAAUAUUUUACAUGAUGGUGUUCUGUGUAUUGAUUAGAAUGGUUGAUAAUACAUAAAUAUGAAACGAGUCGUUUGUUCUCAAUCCUCCAAAGAGGAAUGAUCCACUUUAA
Molecule: messenger RNA, 1830 nt
Organism: Helianthus annuus (common sunflower)
Lineage: Eukaryota; Viridiplantae; Streptophyta; Magnoliopsida; Asterales; Asteraceae
Product: glutamate receptor 2.5
Exons: 6
Coding region: 348-1673 (441 amino acids)
Cellular component (GO): plasma membrane
Molecular function (GO): ligand-gated monoatomic ion channel activity; signaling receptor activity
Source: RefSeq, a predicted model, not a curated record